Messenger RNA from Arabis nemorensis, 1335 nucleotides. The record is from the annotation of a GenBank genome assembly. NCBI's taxonomy places the organism in Eukaryota, Viridiplantae, Streptophyta, Magnoliopsida, Brassicales, Brassicaceae.
AUGGUUAGGAAAGAGGAUGUGGAUUUCUAUUGCGGGUUUUCGAGGAAAGAGCUUCAGAGUUUGUGCAAGAAGUAUAAUUUGCCGGCUAAUAGAUCGAGUUCUGAUAUGGCUGAAUCAUUGGCUUCUUAUUUCGAGAAAAAUAGUCUGAACUCGGUAGGCUUUGGUGUCGCUGGAAAUCAACUUAGUUCAGCUACGACAUCUAGAGCGCCAGCGAGUAAAACAUGGGACGUGCAAAGAGAUAAUUUUGGUAAUGAAUUGGAUAUAACUAGAGGGGAUUGUGUUCAAGGUGCAGUGGCUAGAGAACCAGGCUUAUCACAAUAUCAGGAACAAAAUGGAAAUGGUGGUUUGAUUGAUUCUGCAUGUAUGAGGAAAUUGAAUGGAAAGGGCCUAACAGAAAACUCCAACAAAGAUGUUUUGUGGAGAACGGAUUCUCUGGUAGAAAAUAGAAUGAGAGAGGUAGAUAGUGGUGAUAGUCCUAGUUCGUCUUCGUUUGAGUUCCAUGUCAGUUUGGAAGAGGGUAUUAGCCUUUCAGUUGAUCUAGAUUUCAAUCCAUCAGACUGGAUUAAUAGCAUGAGAGAUGAGGUCAAUGUAUGUGACAGUAUGCGUCGCAAAAAAUCACCACAUUCUGAUCUUAGCAUUAAUAAUGCUACAGAGUGUAAGAAACAGAAGAGUUCAGAGCAAGACAAAGAUGGGCAUCUAAGGAGAUCUUUAAGUCCGGCAAUGAAAGACAAUACCCAGUUACCUUCUGAUCAUCAUUCCAACGGUGAACAGUUUCUAACGUCAUCUGCUAUAGAACCAUGCAGCAGAAUCAAAGAGGGAUCAGACACUUGCAAGGAACAAAAUGGGCUUAACUUGUCCAUUCCUGAUUCUGCAGGACCUGGCCAGAUUGUAUCAUCUUGUGUUGAAUCGUAUAGCAAAAGCUGCUGUGUAAAUCCAGUUGACUUGGACUGUGUUAAUCCUCCUGGGAAGAAGUUGACAAGCGACUCUGUUACGGUUGCUGCAGAACCGAAUCAUCCAGCUACUGACCUCUUUAAUGAAAUUCCGAAAAAUCCAUCCAUGGAAAGUCUUCAAAAGGUCUCAAGUACUGUUAUAUGUCCACGGGGAGCUGGUUCUGAAUUAUCAUCAUCAGAAGCAGAGGCUUAUCACUCAAACCUGCCUUGUAAGACCAGUAGAUCCUCAACUAUCUCUUCUCCAGAGCUCAUCAUCGACAGGGAGUCCACUAGUUAUUCUGAAUCAUUCAAGUUCCGGUAUAAUGGAGGCAAGAACUGUCUGGCACCAAAUACUGAGGAGCAGGAAAAGAGCGAAGUUUUAAGUGAGCGGGCACGGUCAGAGUGA